Messenger RNA from Fukomys damarensis (Damara mole-rat), 6654 nucleotides. It is a transcript of the gene Nkd1, whose product is annotated as NKD inhibitor of WNT signaling pathway 1. Gene Ontology annotation, cellular component: cytoplasm. Gene Ontology annotation, molecular function: calcium ion binding. The record is from RefSeq and is a predicted model, not a curated record. Bases 2989 to 4032 code for a protein of 347 amino acids. The transcript is spliced from 5 exons. Lineage: Eukaryota; Metazoa; Chordata; Mammalia; Rodentia; Bathyergidae. Gene Ontology annotation, biological process: negative regulation of Wnt signaling pathway.
AGGCACAGGAACCCAGGUCAAUGCGCUCUUCUGUCAGCUCCUGUGGGAAGACUGUUAAAGGGAGGGGGCAGGGCAGAGCUCCUGGGAGACAUGCGGGUGCAUCCUGGAGCUACAGAGAGAGGGGAGAGGUGAUGGGAAAGGGCAGCCGGGCUCCCCUGUGCUCAGUUGGGCAGCAGAGUCUCACCCUGCUUCCUUCUCUCUAAAGGUAGGGCCUGAGUACCAAGGCAAUGGAUAUCUCCUGCCAUUGGCACAGGAGCAAGCACUCCCAUCGGUGGCUUCUGCAGGCUUCUGCGGGCCCCAUCGGUGGCUCUUCAGUCACAGCUGUAGUCAUGGCCUUGACCCCAGGCUGGUCUUCCUCAUCUCUGAAGGCUGCAUCUCUCUUCCCCUUGAAGCCCUCCUCCCACAACUUACGUCCCGCUGAGUUCCUGUCACUUUUUCUCCAUGCCCUUGUCUUUGCAAAUUGAGCAGUUCUUAUGUACCAGGCCCAAGGACACAGAGGGAACAGACUAGUUCCUUGUCUUAUGGUUCUGCCAUCUGAUGCAGGAGACAGAAGACAAUUAUAGGACAACCCUAAGCUGUGAUGUGUUCAGUGGAAAAAUAACCAGGGUGGCAUGAGAGUCCACUGGAGUAUCCUGACAGGCUUCCUGGAGGAGGCGGCCUAGCAUGAGAGCUGAGCCAUGCAGUGUGCAGAGCUGGACAGAGCAGGCACCUAGAGCAGGGAGGGAGGUGGUAUGGUGCCUGCCUGCAGCAGUGCCACAGCCGUAGCAAGGCCAGUUCUCCUGGCUUUGGAGGCCUGGUGAGUGACCUGGAGUUGAUUGUAGGUGCUAAGGGAAGGUGCUAAGGUUCAGUAUCAUUCCUCUGCUCCCAUGUCUCUUCCCCUGUCACCAUCUGGCAUCCUCUCCCUCCCAAGGGGCCCUCAUGUGCAGGAGAGAGACCUGCUACAUAUCUGGUGCCCUGUGCACCUGCAUGGAGGUCUGUGAUCUUCACUCCCGAGUCCCACACCUGCCUCUUGUCCACCGUUUGGACCUCCAGGUGUCCCAGAGACCUUGGAGCUUUGCUCUCAUCCGUUAUGCUGGGCCAGAGCCAGCAUUUGCCGCUCUGUGAUUAGUGCAGGUGCUGCCUUUAUGCUACCAGAGGAGAGACCCAGGUUGUAAAGGCCACUUUCUCCUCAGUCUGUGGUGUGAGGGACAUUAGAACAGUUUGGAAGAGGAAGCUGCAACUGUAACCACUCAGGAUUCUUUAUCACAUAAGAGACAGAAGCACAGCUCUGCUGCUGUAAGUAGUAAUGACAGAAAGGAAUACAUUGGCUUGUGUACCUGCACCUCAGUCUGGGGGCGCUGACAUCUGGUACAGCUGGGUCCAUGGGCUCAGUGUCUCCGGGACAAGGUGCUCUUCACAGCUUUUUCUUUGUGGUCCCUUUUCAUCAUGCAGCCUCUCCCCUGGCAGUAGCAAGAUGAUCACUGCCGGUUUUGACUCGUGUUCCACCAGCUCCCCACACUCAGAAGGUCACUUAUCACCUGCUACCAAAUCUCACCUGCUCCUCCGACGUCCAGGCCGGGCCUCUCAGGGUGCAGUAGGAUCUCCGUUCCUGGUGACAUGUGAGGUGGUGAAGAUGACUCCGCUCACAGCUGCCUUCUUCAUGCCCUCCUGGGUCCGCAGAUGCUGAGGAGCCUCACGUGUGUGUGCCCCCCGCCUCAGAGACCCUGUGGAGACCCGUGGGCAGAUGCAGCUUGAGGAUUUUGCAUCCUGCAUCCUCCUUGAUUGCUUUGGUGAUGAUAGUGAGGAAAGAAGCCUUUCAGAGGGAGGAGGCCCAACCUGGCCCUAGAGAGAGUGUUUUCUGGAUUGUUUUUUCCUCUCACAGAGGGGUAGGAGGUUGGCUUGGAGUCUUGGAGGACCCAGCCUUUGUUUCCCUCAUCUGUUCUUAGCCCCACAGCCACUUCUCAAAUUUAGCUAUCGAUACCAUUCCCUCCAUCAUUUCUGGCUAUGAGCACACAGUGUGUGUGUGCUGGGGCAGGUAGGCACCCACUUCACUGUGUCAGCAGCCCAAGGCUGGUGUGUAGGCCGAGUCUUCAACUCAGUUCAUUUUGUGAGAGUCUGCUCAUACAGGAAGUACUUCUGGGCCCCUGUGUUCACUUUCUGUUACCUAACAAAUACUACCAAGAUAGCCUGUUUACAGAGAAGAGGUCUACUGUGGCUCACAAUCUGGGUUGCCGCUGUUGCCGCUGGGGUGAGGUGCACAUCACAGCAGGACUGUGUAGCAGAGCAAAACUGUUCACCUCAUGAUCUGGAGGUGAAAAAGAGUUAGGAAGAGACUAGGGUUCCACAGUCCCCUUUGGGUGACCUGAAGACCUCCCAUGACACCCCUCUGCCUCAAGGCUCUACCAUCUUCCAGCAGUGCCUCCCCGGGGACCAAGCCUUUACCAGGUGGACCUUUGUGGGAACAUUCAAGAUGCAAACCAUAGCAGCCCCUGCUCGCGUGUGCCUGGUCCUCUGCAAUCAGUGAGCUUGGUUUUCACACAGGUUUUGCCAGAGCAUGUGUGUCGCUUGGUCCUGAAUCAGCCAGGGCCUUCUAAGGGGUGUGAAGCCUAAGGGGUGUGCUGUUGGUGGACUCCAGUUGCUCAUCUGUCUAAUGCCACUUCCUUCAGGGGCUUCCCAGAAUGGUAAGAGUGGGAAACGUGGCUGUGCAGAGCUGCAGGAAAGGAAAAGAGGGAGAAGAGGCAUCUGCAGGGCUCACCAGAAGAGCCGGGAUAAUCAAGCCAGGAGCAAGCCACUGGGACCUGGGUCUCAGUCUGGUGCCCCCUCCUACCAGUCCAAUCUGGCCCCCAACUUUUCUAGUCUGGUCCCUCAGAAGUUUUGUCAAGAUUUAAAUUAGAUGUCAGUACCAGCGAUUAUGAUUUCACAGAAGAUUCUGGAGUUUUGGCUUCUCUGAGUUAACCCUCAGCCUGCAGUCAGAGGACAGUCAGCUGAGCUGUGUGGCUACCACCUGCCAUGGGCCAGUAUGUACCUAGAACCCUCCAACCUGCUCCCCACACCUGCCUGCAUGGCAACACUGGGGUCACCUCUGCUCCUCAGCUCCAGAAGGACAUCACCAGCUUGCUGCACACCAUCUAUGAGGUGGUCGACUCCUCUGUGAACCACUCCCCGACAUCGAGCAAGACGCUGCGGGUGAAGCUCACCGUGGCCCCGGAUGGGAGCCAGAGCAAGAGGAACGCCCUUCUCAAUCAGGCUGACUUGCAGAGUGUGAGGCCCAGAGCGGAGACCAAGCCUGCUGAGGAGCUGCGAAGCUGGGAGAAGAAGCAGCGAGCCCCACUCAGGUUCCAGGGCGACAGCCGCCUGGAGCAGUCUGGCUGCUACCACCACUGUGUGGACGAGAACAUCGAGAGGAGAAACCACUACUUAGACCUCGCAGGGAUAGAAAACUACACAUCCCAGUUUGGGCCUGGCUCCCCUUCAGUGGCCCAGAAGUCAGAACUGCCCCCCCGCACCUCCAAUCCCACUCGAUCUCGCUCCCACGAGCCAGAAGCCAUCCACGUCCCACACCGGAAGCCCCAAGGUGCGGAUCCAGGUUCCUUCCACUUCCUUGACACCCCAUUCACCAAGGUCUCAGAGCUCCAGCAGCGGCUCCGGGGUACCCAGGAUGGGAGCAAGCACUUUGUGAGGUCCCCUAAAGCCCAGGGCAAGAGCAUGGGUGUGGGCCACAUGGCCAGAGGGGCCAGAAGCAAACCUCCUCUGGCACCCGCCGUCCCUGCCGUGUCCCCCUCUGCCCACCUGGGCAGCAGCCCAGCCCUUCUCCCCAGCCUGGCGCCUCUUGGGCACAAGAAGCACAAGCACCGAGCCAAGGAGAGCCAGCCGGGCUGCCGGGGCCUGCAGGCACCACUGGCUGCUGGGAGCACCGUCUUGGGACGGGAGCAGGUGAGGGAGCUGCCCGCUGUGGUGGUGUACGAGAGCCAGGCCGGGCAGGCGGUCCAGAGACACGAGCACCACCACCAUCAUGAACAUCACCACCAUUACCACCACUUCUACCAGACCUAGAGCCUCCCACAGGGCCUUCCGCCAUAUGAAGGACCCUUCCCAGACGCCCCAAGGCAUUAUUAUUCUAUUAAUUAUUGUUAUUAUGACGAUUAUUGUUAUUAAUAAUUAUUGUUACUCCACUAAUAUUUAGCUAGCCUUCAUGUAGGAGAUAUAUGGAAACACAGAACUAAACUUUAAUUUAUAUGUUGUGGGGAUUGUGUAACUUACCUGAGAACUGACUCUGGGUUGGGACUGCAGCCACGGGAGCCCUCGGCCCCCACUCUGCCCUCCAGUCUCUUCCAGGAGAACCCCCUUCUCCCCGCCCAGCUUCGAGACCCUGAAAUCUCCAAUAAGACAAACAGCUGCUACCUCUUAGUUACUCUGAUUCGGUUUUGCCCUUAACUGAUUGACUUGUGCUACCAGGGAUUUCCGUGGACUGCAGUGUGCAACCUCUUUUGCUGUUGUUUUUAUGUCCCAAACUCAGAACCUUAGCUGUCCUUUCUGGAGUCAACUUUCACGCCUUUCCAGGGGGACUGUGCUCUUGCCUCAAACCAGCCCCAUCUUUUUUGCCACAUGCAACAUAAAAAUACACUUCUUCUCCUUCUUCCCCUCCUUCUUCUCUCUUCUUUCAAAGAUGCACACAUAUUUAAGGACUGUCCCCAUAACCAUCCUUCUCAUUUUGGAAACCACUAGAGGAAACCAACCUCAUAAACCAGCAGGGUUUUCCAAGAUCAAGCAAGUGUGUGGUGUUGGUUGAUGGAGGAUGUGAAAAUGUGGUGUUUUGCCAUUAGCAGACAUGUACCUGUGUGGUUCUUGACAGCUUUCUGUACCUUAGGGAGAUGCCACUGCCUGUGUCUCUGUACCUUUUCAUAAAUACACUCUCAGGUAUCUCUGCUGUUGUGCAGGACCAGUGGUCUGCUUCUCAGGUGUUUCCUGAGCCCAAGCGUGACCCUGUGUGCUUGUUGAUGGGGCCGGUGUCCAUCAGGUCGGGCAAAUAGCCACUUGCCUCUCCUCAGAGGUCCUUUCUCAGGGCUUGGUGUCUACAGAUUUGGGAGAGACCUGCCAGGGUGCAGAAGCUCAGAGGGAAGUGGGGACAGUGGCUGGAGUUGGGAUCCUGAGGCACUGUCCUCCCCAGAGUAGGGUUUCAUUGGCCAGACUAGGAAAAAGCCCACUGUUAUCCAGUUUAGGUCUCUCCAUAAAGCAGAUCCCAUACUCACACUGAGUGAAUUGGGAGAGUGGAACAAAUGGGUCAUUGACAAAGUGAGUGCAGAACCUGGGGCGCGGCCAUCUUCCAGACAGGGUCGGGUGUGGGGGACAUCUGAAGGAGCCAUGAUCUUUGCUCAAGGGAUGCAGCCAGCUAUGGGGACCCUCCAGGGAGACAAACAUCCUGGCCCUUCCUCUCCACUGAGUCCUGGUCAGCUGCCAUUGGCUGAAGACACUGGGAGCCAGGGGGCCAGGAAGCUUGGCAGUGUAGGUCUUGAAAGCAGACAGUGGAUCCGAACAGCAGCUGCCCUCCUUUGUGCUGCUCUGUCCCCCGACUGGGACCCUCGAGUUAGAUUAACGUAGUUAGCAAGCAGCUAUUUCUGAAGGUAGCAGGCUUCAGUCGUUAUAUCCUGUGAAUGACAUCAAUUCAGUCCUCGGGACACCCCUACAAGGUGGGCCGGAAGCUCAGGGAGGGAUUCUUUUGAGAGAGACCACACAAGAGGAAGCAGUGCUAGGAUUCUAGUCUCCUGUAGGAUCCCUUAACCACUGAAUAGGGUGUAACCACUGGGUUUGGACUCCCCUGGUCAGUCAGGAUCCACUUCAGAUGAGGUGAAUAUAACCAGACCAGCCAGGGAGGGAGCUGGUUUUGAGCUGUUAAGAUCCAAGUGCGAAUGAAUCUGGGACUUGGUUUUGCCUUUCCCUCUCUAGACUUAUACCCCAAGAUGUGCUGUGUCAGGGGCCCUGGCUGUGGCUGCCUGGGUUCCACAUCAGAAGGGAAGGCUCUUCCACUAAGGAAAGCCCAGCAAAGAUGUGGGUCGGCUUAGGCCAUCCCGGUCCAGGCAUCAUGAACCAUCUAGGGUCACCUCUCCAUUGGGGCAGCACUAGCAUCAGGGGAGGGAUGCUAAGCAGACAGGAACUAAUGGUCCCUGGGCCCAGAGUAGCAGCAACAGUAGAACCCAGCCAUGGCAUUGGGCCCUCUGGUGUCAGAACAGUCAGGCUCUGAGAAGAGGUCACUGCCUCCUCCUGCCUCACUCACACCUGUUAAGAUCCUGUUAUUUCUUGGCAAUUGGGAUGUCCCCAGCUUCUAAUAAUCAUUUAUUAAGUAGUAAUGUGUACAUGUGAAUGAUUCACAUAAUAUAAAAAUCAUGCAGUAAAAGUGAACUUGCUUCUGUCUGGCCCACCAAUGUUCGAUGCUGGCUUCCUGGGCCCUCCCAGGAGCUGCAGGCCAGGUGCACUGGUUGGUAGCACAGCCACUGGUGCCUAAGUUCAAGGCAUGGCACCCUCUCCACAACUGUACCUCAGUUUCCCUUGGCAAGGGAUAGUAUUAGCUAUCCUUCAUUACCAGUAUAAAAGCAUUUGUAUAAGAUAUCUCCCCAUAUACAUUUUGUAAUUUUAAAACAUUCCAGGACUGGGAAUUUAGCUGAGCAGCAUACCGCCUGC